Molecule: messenger RNA, 432 nt
Organism: Amorphotheca resinae ATCC 22711
Lineage: Eukaryota; Fungi; Ascomycota; Leotiomycetes; Helotiales; Amorphothecaceae
Exons: 1
Coding region: 1-432 (143 amino acids)
Source: RefSeq, a predicted model, not a curated record
AUGAAAUUCAAGGCUCUUCUCAACUUCACCAUCUCCCUCGCGCCCACGACGCCCAUCCCUCAAACGGCUGUCCUCACACCACCACCCCUGAUCCCCGGCACAUUCUGCCGCGAUUUCCGCGAGUGCUUCACGCAAUCGGGCUCUCGCUGCGUUCUCGGCAGUCGCUUCUUCACCGACGUCGUCCAUCUGUAUGUCAUGGAUAUUGAGUGUAAUCUCCUAGGGCAGGGAUUGGUAGAGGUUGGGAAAACUGGCGUGUUGGAGGUGGGAGGGGAGAGGAUUGGGGUGGAGAGGUUGAUGGGGGGAAAGGCGCCGGUUUUUUUGUAUCGCGGGUGGAAGUUUGGGGGCGAUGGGAGGGAGUGUUGGGUUGAUGGGGAGGAGGGGGAGGGGGAGGCGGAUGGGGAGUUUUCUUGCGCGCAGGUCUUUGAAUGUUAG